GGGAAAAUUAGCGAUUCCGGAAAGAAAAUCGUCAAAAAAAAAAACCCACAAAUCAAACCAGGAAAUUCCUGACUCUGAUGGCGGAAACUACUGCUUCGUCGUCUUCUUCACCAAAACCCCUCCAAUCCCCUAAUCUCAUGGAACCUCCCUCCUCUGCAUCGUCUGCUCCCCACCCACCCUCGGCGCAGAGCGCUGUUGCGAUUCUGAAUUCUGUGAACUCGGCGGCAAUGGCUACGGAGACUGUGAUGUCUACGGCGGCAGCGACACCGCAGGGCGUAAUUCAGAACAGUGGCGGUAACCCUCAAUCGUCUCCGAAUCCUACACCGGCGCCUCCGAACGCGGCGGCGGGACCGCAGAUUCCGUCGCCAUCUCCUCUGUCUCACCCGUCUCCGUCGCUGGAUCAGCAGACGCCGAAUCAGCAAAUCGUCCAAACUACUCAGCAGCAGAAUCAGCAAUGGCCUCAGCAGCAGCAGCAACAAGAACAGCAACAGCAACAGGUUCUGCAGCAAAUCUCUUCAUCUUCCCUUCCGCAAUUAUCGCAACAGCAGCAACAGAUUCUUCAGCAGCAGCAGCAACAGCAACAUAUGAGUCAGCAGCAAAUUCCAAUGUCGAAUUACCAAAUCGCUCAAUCCCUCCAGCGAUCCCCUUCCGUUUCUCGCCUGAAUCAAAUACAACAGCAGCAGCAAGGUCAGUACGGUAAUGUAUUGAGACAACAAUCUGGGCUGUACGGGCAGAUGAACUUUGGUGGGUCGGCUUCAGUUCAGCAGAGUUUACCGCAGAAUACGCAGAUGGGUAAUCUCAACUUGUCUCGUGCGGCGUUGGUCGGCCAAAGUGGUCAGUUGCCGAUGCUCAACGGUGCAGCUGGAGCAACCCAAUUGAAUAUACAGUCUCAAUUGUUGGCAGCUUCGCCGAGGCAGAAAUCUGGUGUGGUUCAAGGUUCCCAAUUUCACCCAGGAAGUUCUGGGCAGCAGUUACCGGGAAUGCAAGCAAUGGGAAUGAUGGGUUCACUGAAUUUGAGUUCACAGAUGAGAGGCAAUGCAGCCCUUUAUGCCCAACAACGGAUGAACCCUGGGCAGAUGAGACAGCAAUUGUCACAGCAAAACCCUCUCAAUUCACCUCAGGUCCAAAACCUUCCAAGAACAUCUUCCCUUGCGUUCAUGAAUUCUCAGUUAUCAGGACUGGCUCAGAAUGGACAGGUUGGUAUGAUGCAGAACUCCUUGACACAGCAGCAAUGGCUGAAGCAGAUGUCAGGAACGCCCAAUUCACCAUCUUUCCGUCUCCAACAGAAUCAGAGGCAGGCUAUGCUCUUGCAGCAGCAGCAACUGCCAUCUGCACAAUUGCACCAGACUUCCAUACCCUUGAACUCACAGCAGUUAUCUCAGUUAAUACAGCAGCAGCAGCAACAAUCGCAAAUGGGCCAGCCUCAGAUGAAUCAACCUCAGCCACAGCAGCAGCAGCAACAACAACAACAGCAACUACAACAGAUGCAGCAACAGCUACAGCAGCCACAUCAUCAGAUGCAGCAACAACAGCAUCCACUUGCAGCUAAUCAACAUCAACAACAACAACAACAACAACCAUCUCCAAGGAUUUCAGGUCCCACAGGACAGAAAUCUGUCAGUUUGACUGGUUCACAACCAGAUGCUACUGCAUCAGGUACGACAACACCCGGUGGUAGUUCAAGCCAGGGAACAGAAGCAACAAACCAGUUGCUUGGCAAAAGAAAGAUACAGGAGCUAGUUUCACAGGUGGAUAUACGUGGGAAAUUGGAUCCUGAUGUCGAAGACCUGCUUUUGGAGAUAGCAGAUGAUUUCAUUGAUUCGGUUACUACGUUUGCGUGUAGCUUGGCUAAGCACCGUAAAUCUUCAACGUUGGAGCCCAAGGAUGUAUUACUACAUCUAGAGAAAAACCUGCACUUGACAGUUCCAGGAUUCUCAAGGGAAGACAGACACCAAAAGAAAACUGUGCCGAGUGAUCUUCACAAGAAACGGCUCGAAAUGGUCCGAGCUUUACUGGAUUCCUCGGAGACAGUGACAAAUGGAAGCAAUCCAAGGGAAACUAUUAGACAGGGGAUGAUGGUAAACCCAAGUGGACCGACCCAUCUCUUAAGACCAUCACCAAGUUCAGAACAGUUGGUUUCGCAGUCUGGGGGACCUCACAUGUUGCAACAAAUGACACGUUACUAAACCCGAUGAAUCUAAAUCGAAAUUCUCUGUAGUCUUACUAGCUGCCUUUGCUAGCUGCUCGGUUGCUAAUGUGCAUCUUCUUGGAUUUAACACAAUCUCGAGAGAAAACUCAGAGCAUCAAGAGAAUGGAGAGAGGGAGAGAGAGAGGUGGAGGUGGCCAAAACUGUAUCAUAAUUUUUAUGAUUCUUAAAAGGAGAUAGUAUUAUUAUUAUUAUUAAUAACCCAUAUUUCAUAAUUUUUAUGACUCUCUGAUUCUUUGAUGUAAUUCUUGCAUUGUUUUCUUUCUUCUGUUUGUUGUGUGAGGAACUUGAGCUUUGUUUGUGCUGUAUCCAAGAAUGAUCCGUAUGAUGCCCCCUCCUUCGGCUUAAAAUCCGGUCUUUGCUUUUAA
Messenger RNA from Tarenaya hassleriana, 2574 nucleotides. RefSeq names its product transcription initiation factor TFIID subunit 12b. Gene Ontology annotation, molecular function: TBP-class protein binding; protein heterodimerization activity; DNA binding. The transcript has 9 exons. The record is from RefSeq and is a predicted model, not a curated record. Bases 78 to 2186 code for a protein of 702 amino acids. Gene Ontology annotation, biological process: RNA polymerase II preinitiation complex assembly; DNA-templated transcription initiation. Lineage: Eukaryota; Viridiplantae; Streptophyta; Magnoliopsida; Brassicales; Cleomaceae. Gene Ontology annotation, cellular component: SLIK (SAGA-like) complex; SAGA complex; transcription factor TFIID complex.